Phyllostomus discolor (pale spear-nosed bat) is the source of this 840-nucleotide messenger RNA. Its product is annotated as phospholipid scramblase 1-like. The record is from RefSeq and is a predicted model, not a curated record. Gene Ontology annotation, biological process: plasma membrane phospholipid scrambling. The transcript has 6 exons. NCBI's taxonomy places the organism in Eukaryota, Metazoa, Chordata, Mammalia, Chiroptera, Phyllostomidae. Gene Ontology annotation, cellular component: plasma membrane. Gene Ontology annotation, molecular function: phospholipid scramblase activity. Bases 1 to 594 code for a protein of 197 amino acids.
AUGGGUGUCAGUAGUGAGCAUAUCUCUUUUCCCAGAAUAAAAAUUGAAACAAAUAAUAAAUAUGAAAUUAAGAACAGCCUUGGACAGAGGAUUUACUUUGCUGUGGAAGAUACUGAUUGCUGUACUCGAAAUUGCAGUGCAUCUUUUAGGCCUUCUACAAUGAGAAUUUUUGAUCUUAUGAGCCGAGAGGUCAUAACUCUGGAGAAACCACAAAGAUGUACCAGCUGUUGUUGCCCAUGCUGCCUUCAGGAGAUAGAAAUCUACUCUCCUCCUGGUACACUAAUAGGUUAUGUUAUUCGGGCUAGGCACCCAUAUCAGCGUAAAGUUACAAUUCAAGAUGAGGAUAAAAAGGAUAUGCUCAGAAUUAUUGGCCCAUUUUGUGCAUGCAGAUGUUUUAAAGAUGUUGUUUUUGAGAUUAAAUCUAUUGAUGAAGAAAAUGUGAUUGGCAAGAUUUCCAAGCAGUGCACUGGUUUUGUGAGAGAGGCAUUAGCAGAUUACACUUAUUUUGAUAUUCAUUUCCCCUUAGACCUUGACGUGAAAAUGAAAGCUGUCAUGAUUGGCGCGUGUCUCUUCAUUGAUUUUCAUGUUUUUUGAAAAUAAUUGUUGUCCUAAAUAUUGUAUACACUCCUGAGAGCAAUCCUGUGUUAGUGUAUUAAUGAAUGUCGCAGGAUUUGAAGCGUCUGUGCUUGGGACAUUGAAGUGAUUGGGACUGUCUAAAAGGACAAUCAAUGAAGACUGGUUCCCUUCUUGGAAGAGAAAGGAUGUCUUUAUAUAAAAUGCCAAACUGGGGAACCAUUCUCAUUUCAGAACAGCGUAGAACACCAUCUGGGUCCUGAGGCC